Paramisgurnus dabryanus is the source of this 6455-nucleotide messenger RNA. RefSeq names its product atrophin 1 (gene atn1). The record is from RefSeq and is a predicted model, not a curated record. Lineage: Eukaryota; Metazoa; Chordata; Actinopteri; Cypriniformes; Cobitidae. Gene Ontology annotation, molecular function: transcription corepressor activity. Gene Ontology annotation, cellular component: nucleus.
AAGAGUGCAAGUCGUCUUGACAGAGGAACGGGAGAGGGGCAGAAAGAAAAGGGGGUGGGGAAGAAUCAAACGUACGCAUCAAUUUGUACAGUCCUCAGCUGCACCCCGUUUUCUGCGCCGAUUUCAAGGGGGAGCGGCUGGAGAGCGAGAAAACACUGCGAUGUUUGCCAAGCCGCAACAAUGUAAAUCUUUCCGUGCAUCGCGUACCCUGUAUGUCUGAGCGCGUGUAGGUCAAUGUACAGUACAAACGAUAGAACCGGAGAGAGAGAGAUAGAAAGAAAGGGAGAUACGCAUCGCUGGAUAAUAAAGGAUACAAAGUUUCAGUGCAAUGGUAGGAAGCCUGUAGGCUACCUAUACCAAUUGUGGUCACGUUCCAGCUUUCUGUAAUGGCUGACUGGAAGGAAUGGACCACAUAGAGAGCUAGUUAUGAAGACCCGAACCCACAAAGAAUCGAUGCCAGCGCGUAGUGGACGCAGGAGGGGAGGCAGUGAGGAGAGAAGGGGUAGGCGUCCACACCCCAGUCCCUCUCGAGCAGAACGCAAUGAAAGGCAAACACAAAGAACUGCUGGAGAGGAAUUGGCUGCUGGGCAUUUCAACCGUCGAUCUCAAGGCCAUGAUUCAUCAGAAAGUGAAGGAGAGGAUCUGGUGCCCCCACCCAAGAGACAAAAAGUCCAGGACUCCUCCUCCAAUCCCCCAGCCCCACCCCUUUCAACUAACACUCCAACUUCAGCCCCACCCCCAACUUCAGGCAACACUCAGUCAAGGGAAAGUGACAAUGAGGAUGGCCAAUCACAAGGCAGCAGAAGCUCAGCUGGAGGCAGCUUAGCCAAUAGUAGCAGCAGCAUAAGCAGUGGACGGGACAUUGACCAGGACAAUCGAUCCUCUUCUCCGAGUCUCUCUGCUUCUCCGUUAGCCAGUUUAGAUUCUGAAUCAGACUCUCCAGAUUCCCCAAAGCAGAGUGAUAAAAACAAAGAUGGAGGGGCAUCAAAGUGUGUGCCAGAGGAUCGGAGAGGAUCAGGGAGGGGUGAGGAUGGUAGUGCUGUGGAUCAGAGAGACAGUGAAGGAGCAGUAGAGGGAGAUAUGUCUCCUCUAAAGUCCCCAUCAUCGCUUUAUCCAUCUCAUCGUGGAAUGGUUGACACUGUAAGUGAUACAGGUAGCAACAGAAAGUCAUACUUUGCCCUAGAUUCUAAACUUGCAAGUAAAUUGGAAUACACAGGGCCUGGUAGUACUGAGACGUUGCACACCUGCAGCCGCAUCUCUUCAAAAGGAGGCACUAGUUCUGGGAAACCUGGUGUGGGAGGGGUCGAGUAUUCCCAUGGGAAUUCAAAUGUGAGUCAUGCUCCAACACUCCCCCCUCCACCUGCUCUGAAACCUCUAGAGGUGGGGCAGAAUGCUCCAGGUGGGGAAAGUAAAACAGACAAACCAGAGAAAGGUGAUAAGUCUGCUCCACCCUCUUUGCUUCCACAAGCUACUACUGUUCCCCAGCAACCUCCACCUCCCAGCACUCACCAUUACACCCCCACCAGCUGGUCAGGGGGACCUCCUAGCAACUGGGGAUAUGUACGAUACCCAGGUAACCACCACCACACACAUCCAAAUCAGCAGCCCCCGGUUCAGCAACAGCUACCCUCAGUCUACAAUUCUCCUUCAUCCACAAGGCACACCUCCCACCCACCCUACCUGCCUCACUCUCAUUCCCACCCACAUAAAGACUACCUGCCUAGGUAUGGCACCACACCUGAUCGGGAAAGGGGUGGGAGGGAUUUCGGAAACAGAGACUUUACUGCUAAUAAUACCAGUGCCAAUGCAAACAGCAACAGCGGUAGCAUCUGUGGUAGCACUUCUGGUGGUGGGGGAACAAACUCUAAUGCUAGCCGGGAUUUUGGGAACCCAUUACCUGGACAGAACAGAGAAUGUGGCCCACAAGUAUCAAAUCGAGAUGGGCCCACAGGACCACCAGGUGGUCGGGAAUAUGUACCUGGUUUCAGAGAUCGUGAACGUGGAAGAGAGUUUCCUUCGCAAAACCAGCAGCUUCAAGCUCAGGGCAGAGAGUUUGGACCUGAAAGCACAGGAGUUGGAGGAUCUUUUUCAAGAGACAAAGAUGGCAGGUGGGGAGAGUUAGCAGGUCAGGUUAGAGAGGCAGGAAGUAGCAGUUAUCCUGGCAAUGCCAACCAAACACCUGUUGGUGCCCCAUCUUCUGGUUUAGCUUCAACAACAGUGAAUCGUGACUCAGAUGGAUCACCACAAAACAACUCUGGGCAUCCUCCUUUUUCCACUGCAAAUACAAACCCUCCCAGUAGAGACUAUGCCCCUCCUAUGGAUUCAAAUGUACAGCCGACACUGCAAGGACAGACUAACCAAGCAUCUUCCAAUGCUGCAGACAUCCCUCCUCCUCCACACUAUUUGAGAGAAUACUCCCCUGCUGGGGGAAAGGACUACCCAACACUUGGAGUAACCUCUUCCUCUGUUCCACAUUCUGGUGUUGCCAGGGAUUACCCAAGUCCACCUGGAUUGGCGCCAAACUUACCACGAGAGUAUCCAGGAGGACCUCCACAUCACAGCCACUAUCCUGGCCAGACAGCCUUGCCUAUCCAGCACAGAGACCGAGAGCGAGAGAAAGAAAACACUGCAUCCACUACUCAUUCAAAUCGCAGUCACCCACCAUCUCUUUCUCCUUCAUCAAGUGGCUCUGGACAUGGACUUUCCACUUCUACUUCUUACCAUCCUCCACCACCUCCUCCCCCUACUAGUUCACUAGGUCCACCACCACCCAUCACAUCUAUUCCUGGUAGUCAUGCUCGACAGGCACCAUAUCCGUCACCUAAUCAAACUCCACCAACCCCGCUGUCUCCUCUUCCCAGCCCCUCAACAAAUCAGAUGGGAGGGUUUACUCCUUUCCCAUCCACCUCGGGUCCCGCUGUACAACUUCCUGCAUCAGGUGUCCCCACAUCCUGCCCAUCAAUUUGCAAACCUACUUCUUACCACAGCACUUUAAGCAGUAAUACCCCUUUCAGUAGCUCUUACCAUGGCAACAAUAACCAUGGAAAUGCUUUGGCAACUAACAAUGCUCCCAACAACAGCAAUAGCACUCCCAACAACACUCAAUCACAAUUGCACUCUCCUCAAAAUUCUAAAGUACCACCUCAUCUGAGUAACACAGGCCAUAACAACACUGGUCUGACUCCCAGCAUAUCUGAUUCAUCCUCUGGCAUUGUGCCAGCACCUGUCAUAAAGGAGGAGCCAGCAGAAGAGAGAGAGGAGUUGGAGAGCCCACCUAUAGUUCUGAGAAGCCCAUCCCCAGAACCAAAACCUGUUGACAUUCCAAUCCAUGCCAGCCAAUCAGCUCGGUUCCACAGGGUUCUUGACCGGGGCAGUGGGAACUCUUGUGCACGCAGUGACGUGCUUUUUGUUCCACUUGAUGGUUCUAAGCUGUGGAAGAAGAGGAACGAGGCCAUAGAACGUGCUCGUAGAGAGGUAGAACAGCGUGCAAGAGACCUGCGAGAGAAAGAGAGGGAACGAGAGAGAGAAAAGGAGAGAGAAAGAGAUCUGGACAGACAUCUGCAGCAAAAGGAGAGUGGCACCAAUGCAGGGUUAGGAGCUGCGGGCACACGCCAGGGCUCUUCACUCUUCUUUCCUUCUUCUUCAUCAAUCCUUCUAGACCCUACAUCAUCUUCCUCUUCUUCUGUAAACUCCCCACAUCCCACUGUUCAUCCACAGCACCAGCACCACCACCCUCACUCCCACCCUCACUCCCUUCACCACUCUCAUCCUCUGCAUCCAUCUCUCUCUCAUUCUAUACCUCAUUCCCUUCUCAUCCCUUCCAUGACAGGGGGAUCUGGAGUUGUUGGAUGCCCUCAAGGUGCUCUGGGAAUCGGGCUUGGGGGUCCAUAUUUGGGCCCCGAUACCCCAGCCUUGAGAACCCUGAGUGAAUAUGCCCGUCCCCAUGCCAUGUCUCCAUUGGGUGCUGCCAAUCGAGCGCAGCCACAUCACCCCCACCUCCACCACCACCCUCACCCACAUGCUCAUCCCCAUAUGCACCCUUCAUUUUUUCUGUCCCAAUUCCAAAACCCAGCCCUUGCGCACCCCCACCACCUUCCGGCUGAUGCCGCCACAGCGGCUGCCAUUCUUGGCUUUUUGUAUGGGGGUGGGCUGGAGGGAGGCCAUACCCAUCCAGGGCCUGGUCCUGGUGGGUUGACUGGGGCGGGGCUUGGAGGAGUGGGAUUCCCUCAUGCUGUAGCAGCUCAUAGAGACCGCAUGAAGCCCGGAUUUGAGUUUAAGAGUGAGGAGCGUGUCUACACAGCUGGAGUUUUAGCCGACCCGGCACUGGCUUUGUCACACACGCACUCACACGCACACUCACACUCCCUGCUGCUGGGGGGUGGGACUGGAGGCGGGGCAUCUGGUAGUGAGGUAGCUAUUUACGGUGCAACUCCACCCCCUGCCCCACCCCCUCAAGCUUUAGCCACAGCGACUAGGAAUCCCAACCCUGCCCCUCAGCCACUGUCAGUCCCACCAACCUCUUCUAUUCUCCCAGCUACACUUCCCACCCAUCAGGUUCCUACCGGAGCCUCGGUGACACCAGCAGCCCCUGCUGCUCCCCCUCAACCUCCUCCCCCACCUCCUCCACCUCCAACAGCAUCAUCUCUUCAUCACCCUUCUCCACACUCCACAUUUCCAAAUACGCACCCGUCUUGUCAACCCCCACCCCUCCCAACUCAAGCCCCUCCCUCUGAACGAUAUCCCACCCCUGUCCGCACUCCUCCCAGCACAGAGCGUGCCAGGAGCGUGGAGAGGGAGAGAGUGAUACCAGCCACAGAGAGGGAGCGAGACAGGGAGAGAGAAAGGACAGGGGCAGGUGGAGGAGGAUCAGGAGGCGGCACAGCGGCUGCGGGAGGUGCAGGAGGAGGAGAUUCUCUUGGACGACUUCAGAUGCUGAACGUGACUCCUCAUCAUCACCAGCAUUCACACAUUCACUCUCACCUUCAUCUGCACCAGCAGGACACAGAUCGGAUAUGACCCACGAACGUGUAAGCAGGAAAAACGCAUAGAUUCCGAUAUUCUCCGAUUGGUUUCAGGCCUCAUUCAUAUAUGGAAAUAAAUCUGAUACAAAUCGGAUACAUGCAUUCAUGUCAACAAUUUCAAGACAUAUCAUGCUUCGGGUUGUUGUCGUAUGCAGAACAAUUGACUAUUCAACUUUUGAGCAAAGCAUUGCACAAUGGUCAACUAAAUGCAUGAAACCCUUGUUUUGAGAUCGGAUAUUACCAUGUCAAGACAUGUCAUGCGGCAGUGAAAAUGCGAAGCUGGCAAAUUACAAAUCAACUCCGGUGGAAACCACCCCCAAACACAUGACUCUUCUUAGCAUCGCAAUGGAGGAAGAUGGCUCCGCUUAGUGCUGUAAUGUUGAAGUUUUAUGUCUUGUUACAAAAAUAAAGCUCUUUAAUCUUGUAUAAUAACUUUGUCUGUGUCCAUUGCAUAUCGCGACAUUUAACUUCCUCUGUGUUUUAAGCUGUUCUGGGUUAGUAUGUCCACCUUAAAUUGUUUUGCCAAGUGUUUAGUGUAAAUGCAGAAAUCAGAUAGAAGUCGCUUUUGAAAGAUGAUGUAAGCGUGUCGUCAAAGAAAAUCAUAUACAGGCAUAAAAAUCGGAAUUGGGCAUAAAGAUUUGCAGUGUAAAUCCAGCACAAGUGAUUUGUGUGUGUAUGUAUAUAUGUAUAUAUGUGUGUGUGUAUAUAUAUAUAUAUAUAUAUAUAUAUAUAUAUAUAUAUAUAUAUAUAUAUAUAUAUAUAUAACUAAUUAGUGAGUUCCUCAAAAGACUAGUCAGCUAGAUAUGCUGGUUUAAAAACAAUUAGAAAGAUCCUAACAAAACUUUAUAAAAUGCACUAUAUUUAACUUGACACAGUGUUUAAAAAUGCAACGUUUGCUGUCCAGUUUCUUAUUUUAUUUGGCAUUUACUUAUUUCCAAAUCUAUUUGGUUCUUGACAUUAGGCCACAGUUUGUUGACAGUGUCAUCUUCUGGCUGUUGUCGUAUACAGAACAAUUGACACUUCAAAAGUGUUGCGCAAUGAUCAACUAAAUGUACUGUAGAUGUUUCAACAACUCUUAAGAUGAUAUCAGCAGUUCUUCCAAAUGUGACCCAGCUUAGUCUUUUUUUGUGAUUUACUGUUUUUACAUUAAAUCAUCCUGCAUGUCAAGAACAUUCUGUAAAAAAUUUAUUUUGAUCUCUUUAAUAUUCACUCACAAAGGCCAUGUCAAAGAUGGAAAUCAAUAUUUAGGAAGCUAACAUCCUGAAUAUGAUACUCAUAAUUGAAUUAUAUUGGGUCACACAUAGAUUUGUAACAUUUCUACCCAAUCAGCAUCAUGAACAAUGGCAACGCCGCAAAGGCUAGCAUGUUUGUGAACACAGUGCCAACGGCAAACUGUGCUACUCUUAUUAAAUUUCCCACUUUUGUUUUGUUACG